Hibiscus syriacus is the source of this 1148-nucleotide messenger RNA. RefSeq names its product perakine reductase-like. Gene Ontology annotation, cellular component: cytoplasm. Lineage: Eukaryota; Viridiplantae; Streptophyta; Magnoliopsida; Malvales; Malvaceae. The record is from RefSeq and is a predicted model, not a curated record. Bases 49 to 1095 code for a protein of 348 amino acids. The transcript is spliced from 7 exons.
AAUACCAACAAUACAAGCCUGAGUAAGUGAAAAACAGAAAGAAACAAAAUGUCGGAGCAGCAGCGGAGAAUUGAGAUUCCUAGAGUGAAACUAGGAACUCAAGGACUUGAGGUGUCGAAGUUGGGGUUCGGCUGUUUUGGUCUUACUGGAGGAUACAACGACCCUGUCCCCGACGAUGUCGGGAUAUCAAUCAUCAAACACGCAUUUCACAGAGGAAUCACUUUCUUUGAUACUUCGGAUAUCUAUGGUCCACAUACCAAUGAAAUAUUGGUCGGAAAGGCGUUGAAGGAGCUACCUCGAGAGAAGGUCCAAUUAGCCACAAAAUUUGGUUUUGUAGAAAUGGACGCAACUGGUGUCAUAGUUCUAAAUGGAACCCCUGAAUAUGUCCGCAGCUGUGUCGAGGGCAGCCUCAAGCGCCUCGAUGUCCAAUACAUUGAUCUCUAUUAUCAACACAGAGUCGACACCGCCACUCCCAUAGAGCAUACUAUGGGUGAACUGAAGAAGUUGGUGGAGGAGGGGAAAAUAAAGUACGUGGGUUUAUCGGAAGCCAGUGCCGACACUGUAAAGAGGGCGCACGCCGUGCAUCCCAUAACUGCCGUACAGAUGGAGUGGUCGCUUUGGGCUCGUGAAAUCGAGGAAGAAAUAAUCCCCCUCUGCAGGGAACUUGGAAUAGGGAUUGUUCCAUACAGUCCACUUGGUCGGGGUUUCUUCGGCGGCAAAGCAAUCUUGGAAGAUGUGCCUGAAAGUAGUAUUCUGCCAAUAUUCCCAAGGUUUCAAGGUGAGAAUUUAGAAAAGAACAAGAUGCUAUAUUUUCAAUUCGAGAAAUUGGCCGAGAAGCAUGGAUGUAAACCUCCACAACUUGCCCUUGCCUGGGUUCUUCAUCAAGGAGAUGAUGUCGCACCCAUUCCGGGGACCACUAAGAUAAAAAAUCUUGAUAUCAACAUUGAAUCACUUAAGAUAAAGCUGACCAAAGAAGAAAUAAAAGAAAUAUGUGAUGUGAUUCCUACAACAGAGGUGGCUGGCACUCUUUCGCCUAAUUUUUUAGAUCAGGUCUCGUGGAAAUUUGCUAACACACCACCACCAAAACAUCUCUAAGUUUGCGUUUGGUUUAUAAAAUGUAAUAUUAUUAGUGGAAAUAAAAUAUUAUC